Messenger RNA from Chlamydomonas reinhardtii, 2820 nucleotides. RefSeq lists its product as uncharacterized. The record is from RefSeq and is a predicted model, not a curated record. Bases 272 to 2389 code for a protein of 705 amino acids. Lineage: Eukaryota; Viridiplantae; Chlorophyta; Chlorophyceae; Chlamydomonadales; Chlamydomonadaceae. The transcript has 5 exons.
GCUAGCAGACAUUUGUAAUGUGUCACAACUGAUGAAUAGAUUGCGGACUUAGACUCAACGUGUGGACCGACCCGGCAAUUGUCGGCUCGAGACGCCUUGGGCGCGGCGCAACACCUGCAGCCGCCAGCCGCUGGCAAUUUGUUGCAUACUCGUUUCCUAUUACCAGCUCAUAGUAUCUGGUCGUCCGCGUUGCUUGGGGCGUCCCGAACAGUGCUGGGCCUACGCCAGGUGUGCAGCGAUGUUGACUGCCUCUGGGGCAGCUCCGCAAAAAAUGAGGUGUGCCGCCGCUGCGGCUGCGGCGCGCUCAGCGCCGCGGCCGUGUGUCCGCCCCUCUGCCGCAUCCAUCCACACCCGGGCACCAGGCGGCCGGUUCCUGCGUGCCCCCGCCUCAGCCACAGCGGCAGCUGCAGCCACCGCACCGCAGGGCACCGUUGCUGCAGAGGCCGCGAUUGCGCCUGUCUCCAAGCCGGCGCCUGCCCCCGCCCAGGCGGCGGCGCCUGCGGCGGCAGCUCCCACCCAUACACCACCCACCUCAGGGCGCGGCGAUGCAGCUCAGGAGCCGGCGCUACCUUCCGGAACUGCCACGGUGGUGGCAGGGGCUGGUGCCGCCAGCACUGGACGUGGGCGCAGCAGCGGGGGUGCGGGCCGCGGCGGCGGCCGGGGCGGCCGCGGCGGCCGGGGUGGCCGGGGCGGUGGGCCUGCCGCGUUCCAAACCGGCGCGGGCGCGGGCGGGGGUGCAGGCGGGGGUGCCGUGAUGGCUCCGGCGGUGACGGCGGAGCUGCAGGCCAUGCGGCAGCAGGUGUCACUGCUCACGGCGCUGCUUCAGGAGCAGCAGCGGCGGGAUGCGGAGUUGCGGCAGCAGCUGAGCUCGCUGCUGUCGGCAGUGGCGGCUGGCGGCGCGGGCCCGAGCAGUGCGGCCCUGGCCGCGGCGGCAGCAACGGCAGCGGCGGCGGCGCCGCCGCCGGUUGCAACGGGGCUGGCGACCGGAGACCUGACCGGUCGCGCAUCUGAUGUGGCGACACCGGUCUCUUUGGAGGCUACGAAAUCUGCUGCUGCCAGUGCUACUGCCUCAGCGGCGCCGGCUCCCGCUGCUGCUACUGCCAGUGCUGCUGUGACUGCCGCCGCUGACGCUCUGGCACUGGACGAGCAGCUGGCGGCGGAGCUGCAGUCCCUGAUGGCGGCGGAGCUGGGGGCAGCAGCCGCCAGCAGCGGCAGUAGCAGCAGCAGUAGCAGCAGAAGCAGAAGCAGUGGCGGCAUCAAAAGCGAUAACAGGAGGAGCGCUAACGGCAACAGCGUCGGGCCGGCAGCUGGGGUUGGCAAUAGCGACAGCACCAUCGCCACCACUACGGCCACUGACGCAGCCCCACAACUUUUGGAUCUGGAUUUGGACUUGGAUCUGGGGCUGCAGCAGGAGCUCAUGCAGGCCAUGGCGGCGGAGCUGGCGGCGGCGCAGGCGGCGGCGGCGGUGCUGCAGGCGGCGGCGGUGCCGGUGGUGGCAGCGGCGGCGCCGUCGGCGGCUGUUGCGGAGAAGGGAGAGGCGGCGGCAUCGGCAGGCCACGCAGACAAGCACCAGGCUCGCGCCGCCUCAACCUCUGCCUCGGCCCCUGCCUCUGCCUCUGCCCGGGAGGCGGCUGCUGCCCCGGCGGUGGCGACUGCCGCUGCCCCGGAGGACGCUGCCGGCGUGUCGGCGCUGCUGGCGCGCAUACGGGAGGUGUCGUCCAACAUCGCAGCGUUGUCGCAGUCCGCUGCCGCCUCGGGUGUGGAGCUGCCGGCGGAGCUGCUGCGGCAGAUUCAACUGCCCAACCUCGACACACUACUGGCGGCAACGACAACUGCCGCAACCGCAACCGCAGCAACCGCCGCCGCCACUGCCGCGCCGUCAUCAACGCCAAUGGCUUCGGCCACGGCAGCCGACGGCGGCGCUGGCCGCGGCGGCGGCGCGGCGUCAUCAGCUGCAUCAGCAUCCGCAGCAGCUUGGGGCCGCGGCCGAGGCAGUGCGGGCGGUCGGGACAGUCGGAGCGUGGAGCGCGUAGGCGGCCGGGACGGUGCCGGCCGCGGCCGCGGGCGCGGCGCGGAAGGCCGCGGCACCGAAGGCCGCUUCGCCGGAGGCCGCAGCGGCCGGGCUGUGGUGCGCAAGUCGGCUUUGGAGCUGGCGGCAGAGGCGGCGCCGCCGUCGACACCCGAAGAGCUCGAGGCCCUUCGCAUUCCGCCCAACUUCAUGUUCAAAGGCCUGCCGCCGCUGCCCUCCCUGGAGGGCCCUUCGCCGCUGCAGCAGGCGGCAAAGGCGGCGCCGCCGGUGGAGGGCAAGCCGCCGCUGGCGCCGCCCCCCGUGCGGCGUGACAUUGCGGCGGCGGGGCGGCGGCCGGGUGUGAUGCCGUCGCACCGCUAGUAGCCGAGGGCUGGGUGUGCAGGGGUCAUCGCGCCAUCGCGCCGUCAGCAUAGGGCGGCAGCAGAGCGCUGUGGAGGGCCGGGUCGCCCCUGGUGGGGGGCAUCGCCUGGUGCGGUUUGCCACGCCGGUCGCAACACGACGUGGGUGAGGGCCGUGGGGCCUUGUAGGAGGAGUGGGCGCUGCAGGGGGGAAACAGGGGGGAGAAUGGCACGCGAGAGCCGUGUGAUUAAGGGGUUUCAGAUAGUCAGGGCUGGGUUUCUGUGCCACCGUUCAUCGAGGUUUGCAGGCAGGUGGUGCGCUGGAGUGGGGGAUAGAAGCAGGCUGUCAGUAUGAGUCCGCGGCGGGUGUUGCAUCAGACAGCGAGAAACGUCCGGGGCGUCAACCUGGUCAUUGCCAAGGUGUGUUAACACUAUCUGUAAAACGCUGAUGCG